ACACAAAUGGCGGACGGUGUAAACAACAGCUUCUCGGAGGCCGAGGUGACAAACAACCGAUUUUAAGAUGAACAACGCGGAGUGCGAGCGGCUGGACAGCCUGGAGGGAUGGGUGGCCGUCCGGAGCAACAUCUUCGAGGAGACCGAGACCUUCAAACUGGGCUUCAUCGUCCAGUGGAGCGUCAUCGAGUCCAAGUUCGCCGUCACCUGCCACAACCGGACGCUCCAGCGGCAGCGGCGGAGAGUCCCGGUGUCCGGGGACCAUGAGGUGAGCUGGGCCGGACUCUUCUCCGUCAGCGACCUCCGGCACAUCCACCAGCACUUCACCUGCGUGGCGGACGUCCUGGGCGCCUGCUUCCCGGACCUGGCCGACUUCGAGGAGGGCAACAUCUGGGACCUGCUCCUCCUCAGCAGCCGGAGAAGGUCCGGGGCCGAGGAGGAGGAGGACGACGGCCGGGACUUCGACAGCCCGUGUCGGAAGCUGGAGAAGUAUUUCAGCGCCGCCAUCGACAUCUGCGGCCGGAAAAUAGUCCUCGACACGCUGUUCACCCAGGACGAGAAGGACGUGGACGAGUACUUCGAAAACAUGCAGGAGUUCAAGAGGAAGACUAUGCAGGAGGAGAUGUCCCGGGUCAAAGGUCAAGUGCGACAGCUGCUGCAGAGUCACGGCAGCGCCGACAGAAUGGUGGCUCUGCUCGACAUCUAUGACGAAGAGGACGCGGCCUACCAGGACCUGGUCACUGUGGCCACCACCUUCUUCCAUUACCUGCUGCAGCCUUUCAGGGACAUGAGAGAGCUGGCCUGCCUCUACAAGAUGGAGAUCCUGAAGACUUUGGAGUUUGAGGACUUGGGUCCUAAGAGAAUUGCAGCUCUGGAGGCAGAGGCGGAGGAGUGGAGGACCAAAGCAGAAGACGCCGUUGCCUCGAUCCAGGACAUCACUGUCACCUACUUUGCACAGACUUCAAAGGCACUGGCUGGGAUGUUAAAGCAGAUGCAGGAGGACAAGUCUCGUUUUGGAGCUGCUGCCUGGGCGUCCGCGGUUCCCCGACUGGAGAAACUACGCUUCCUCUUUGCCAAAGAAACGCUGCAGCACAUGAGAGCCACAGAGAUGUGCCUCAACCGCAAGAAAGACGGCAUCAGAGAAAGGCUGAGCAGCCUGUCCGGAAGAGAGCACCGAGCUGACUCCAGGUCUGCGUCUGACGAUGGCCAGCAGCCGGACAGCGUGGACCAGCUGGAGCUGCAGUUCUACGAAACUCAACUAGAACUGUACGACACCAAGUUUGAGAUCCUAAAGAAUGAGGAGCAGCUGCUGAUGGCUCAGAUAGACACAGUGCGACGGCAGAUCAAAGAGCUGAAGGAGGAGGUGGUUUACUACGACGUGUGUGAGGAUCCAGAGGAGCUGCAGAGCUUGGUCCACACAGGGAUCCACCAAUCAGACCCACCCGCUGCCACUCCCCUCAAAAGACGCCUACAGACCCUGGAGGCCAAGAGAGGCCACAUCUGCGCCCGGCGAGCUUACCUCCGCAACAAGAAGGAUCAGUGCAUGGAUGCCCAAGGGCAGAAGCAUCACGCGGCCAAGCAGAGCUCCGAAGUCUUCAACCAGCAUCAUCAUGUCCGUCUGAAACGAGAGAAGAAGAAAGAGGAGGAGGACAGGAGGAAGACGUGGGUGGACCAGGAGCGAGAGAAGACUCUGAGCAGAUUACGAUCCUUCAGACAGAAGCGACAUGGCCAGUACAUCCUGAAAACUCCUCACUCCAGGAUGUCUCCUUCAGAUCUCGUCCCGUGUCCCUCCCAGCCGCUUUCCAUCAUCAGCCUCGGCCCCUCGUCCGAGUUUCCCUCCCUCUCCGUCGGUCCUGAGCCCAGACGCAAUCGAGCCUCCAAGAAACGGCAGCAGAAAGACGUGCCCGUCCAAAUCUACUGUGCUCCGCCGCCUCCGUCAACAAAUAUCCCUUCUGCGCCUCCGCCCCCGCCACCUCCUCCACCUCCCCCACCACUGCCCCCUGCCUUCCCUCCUCCUCCAGCCCAGGCUUCUCCUGAGGACACACCGAAGCCUCUCAGCGAAAACGAGGAGCCGCCUUUCCCAGCAAAGAACACGCUCAAGCAAAACAUAGGAACAAUGGAUGAAGUGUUGGCCUCACUGCAGCGUGGACAGACACGGCUUCGAAAAGUCCCUGAUCGCAAGACAGCGCCCUCUGCUGAUGACCCGAGGAACAGUCUGAUGUUGGCCAUCCGACACGGCGUCACCCUGAAGAAGGUGGAUCCUGCACGUGCUGAGGCCCCGAGCAGCGGAGACAACGAGCUGGAGCGCAGCAUCAAAGCCGCCAUGAUGAGGAUGAAGAAUGUAGCAGCCGACUCCGAUGAGGACGACAGAGAAGAGGACACACAGAGUAUAGAAUGGGACAGCUGAGAACACACACACACACACACACACAUAAAGACAGACACACUGGCCCUGUUCAGACCUGGUGUUGACAUCCGUCCUCACAGAUCUGAUCACAAGUGGACACACCUGAGAUGAAAACACCUCCUGUGAUCACUUCCACUUCGCUCUAUAUGCAAAUAAACAUAUACUUCGUUUCUGCUUACGAUUAACAAUGUUCUUACUGAGUGAGUUCACAGAUGAAGUUUGUGUGUGCUGGUGCAAGAAAUAGGUGGAGAGAGAGAAAGAGAGAGAGAGGGAGGGGUUAAAUUAAUGAACAUGCAGCUCUGCUGUGAAGAAAGAUUUGAUCUGAAUCAAUAAUCAUAUGAUGGUUAGUGUUGAUUUUGUGGUGCGUCAUCACUGAGAAGUGUAGACAUUCAUUUGAUUUGUUGUGGGACUGUUGCAGGUCAGAGGACGUGAUGUGAGUAGUUGGUCCUUCAUAUGUGGCCCAGGACUGAUCUGAGAUCUUAAAGCUGAGCACUAGUGAUCAGAUCAGUCAGGAUGUUAAUAUCAGGUCUGAACUGAUGAAGCUCUUCUCUUACUGAUUCUGUUGAUCCACCUUGUGUCGCGGCCAAAUUUUCAUCUUUAUGAAAACCUCCUGAAUUAUAUUAUUAUUAUUUAUGCUCCUGGAUAAAGGGGGCGUCGCUUCUUCUGCAACAAUGAAGUGAAAACACUGCACUGUGUCAUAAUCUGGGGGAAGAUCUUCUCUCCUGUCUGUAGGAGUGUGUGUGUGUGUUUGUGUGUGUGUGUGGGGGGCUCGUCGUCAUUGUGGCGCUUCGCACAAACUGGCGUAUUCAAAAGCAACACAUUUAUUUAGUUAUUAUCGAUGAUGUCAGAUCAUGAAUCCGGAUCGUUCCGGUCCCUUUAACCCUGAUGUCCUGGCUGCGCUCGCAUCAGGUCACGUGUUGUGUGUGAACUGAAAGUUUGACUUUUCUUUCAACUUGCUUUUUAAUUCUUCUGGCCUGAACACAGAUGUCUGUUGAAGUUUUAUUUGCAUUUGUCUUUUUAAAACCGCUCUGAGAUGUUAAAAUACGUUUAAAACGGCUUAAACCGGGAGCCAAUCAGAAUUUAAUCUCCCAUAAAGCAGUUUGGUUUGCAGAAAUCUCAAACUGUGCGAAUGAGGUGUUGAGCCUCAACGCUCGUUAAGGAGAAAAACCAGGCGGCGGUGCGGUGUGUGAAAUGAUUGUGUGUCUCCCGGCGCAGUGUGUGAAGGCCUUUUGUGAGACUGUAUCACAGCAGGGGAGGUCUGUGCUGCAGGCAGAGAUAAACACACUAUCGCCCUCGACUCCACUAUCACGAGAACUCAGUCGUCUCUCAUCGCUGAGUCUAAACUCAUUACUUUGAAUGUAAUUAAAUCCGAACAAUUGUUUUGUUGAUUUAAACUUUACCACAACAAGGGCUUCGACUGACUGGCUUUGUAUCUUUUCUUUGCAUUUUAUGACUAAACAAUAGAAGAGUAAUGUUGUGAAGUGAUAAUUAUUUACAGCCCAAAUGUCUAAAAGUCUGUUAUUGUUUUUCCUUGAGUCUGUUUGAUGCACUUAUCCCUGUUUUUCUUUUUGUGUAAGAACCGAAUGAAUGUUUUCAGUUUUAUUUCCUUGCAAUUUGUACAUGAUGUUUUAUUUCUUCCUCUCUGAUGCCAGAACAGAUUGAGAGAUGAUGCUUAGCCAUGUUUUUAGUGACAGAUACUUCCUCAACAGGUUGUUGACCUUAUUGACUUUGAACCUGUGACUUACCGGACCAGGUUCUACUGUAUCACCACAGACUGUAAAUAAGGAUGGACGACGUGACCGCUCCUAAAAGGUGAAGCCAAAAAGUCUCAAUCGCCCUCUGGUGGCUGGCUGCAGUAUAGGUCAUCAACCCCGACUCCGGGUCAUGGACUAAACAAAGUCCAAAUACACGUCAAAAAAUGUUUUUACGGUUUCUGUCAUUUACUGUAGUUCUAAUCACACUGUUUGUUCAAGUGUUUGUUUUUUUGCUAAGUUUGUUUUUAAUGACAGGAUGAAAUGUUAGGAUUGACGAUCACACACCAAAUGUGGAAGAUGUCAGUGUUUGUAUUUUAGCUUAAUUUCCUGACAUCGGGAGGAAGUGGAGACCCGUCGUCCAUCUUUUCAAACAUCUCUCUGUAUCACCCACACGAUACAACACUGAACAGUAAACAGCGUUAAAUAGGUGAAAGAGGAAAUGACAAUAAUCGCUGCACUUUGAUUUGAAGCAUGUGAUUCUGCAAAGACAUGAAACUCCCCCUGCGAGUUGCAGACCGACUCCGGGUGAAUGACGGCCGAGGCUGAAACCCACUUGUUCUGCUGAGUUUAAAUAAUAAACCAAGACACGAAAGAUCA
Platichthys flesus (European flounder) is the source of this 4758-nucleotide messenger RNA. Its product is annotated as WASP homolog-associated protein with actin, membranes and microtubules. The record is from RefSeq and is a predicted model, not a curated record. Lineage: Eukaryota; Metazoa; Chordata; Actinopteri; Pleuronectiformes; Pleuronectidae. Gene Ontology annotation, cellular component: cytoplasm; endoplasmic reticulum-Golgi intermediate compartment membrane. Gene Ontology annotation, biological process: Arp2/3 complex-mediated actin nucleation; endoplasmic reticulum to Golgi vesicle-mediated transport. The transcript is spliced from 11 exons. Gene Ontology annotation, molecular function: Arp2/3 complex binding; actin binding. The coding region runs from base 68 to 2407 and encodes 779 amino acids.